UCGCCUCCUCGCUUCCAAGAUGACCAAGAAAAGAAGGAACAAUGGUCGUGCCAAAAAGGGCCGCGGCCACGUGCAGCCUAUUCGCUGUACCAACUGUGCCCGAUGCGGGCCCAAGGAUGAGGCCAUUAAGAAGUUCGUCAUUCGGAACAUCGUAGAGGCCGCAGCCAUCAGGGAUAUUUCCGAAGCGAGUGUUUUCGAUGCCUAUGUGCUUCCCAAGCUGUAUGUGAAACUGCAUUACUCCGUGAGUUGUGCCAUUCACAGCAAGGUAGUCAGGAGUCGUUCUCGGGAAGCCCGGAAGGACCGAACACCUCCACCCCGAUUUAGACCUGCUGGUGCUGCCCCACGACCUCCACCAAAGCCCACGUAAGGAGCUAAGUCCUUAAAGACUAAAGAAAUACUGUUCCCUGGAAAGACAAUAAAGUGGAAAUUAUACUUUAAAAAACAAAACAAA
Messenger RNA from Balaenoptera acutorostrata (minke whale), 451 nucleotides. Its product is annotated as 40S ribosomal protein S26-like. The transcript has a single exon. Gene Ontology annotation, biological process: translation. Gene Ontology annotation, cellular component: ribosome; cytosolic small ribosomal subunit. The record is from RefSeq and is a predicted model, not a curated record. Lineage: Eukaryota; Metazoa; Chordata; Mammalia; Artiodactyla; Balaenopteridae. The coding region runs from base 20 to 367 and encodes 115 amino acids. Gene Ontology annotation, molecular function: mRNA binding; structural constituent of ribosome.